GAAAGAAGAAAUUCUAUUCAAUGGCGACUGCAGUCGUAAGCAGUUUCUUCAUCCUUCUCCUCCUCCUUAUUAUAGUUUCGCCGCCGUCCUCCGCCGCCGCCGCCGUCGCCGGAUCUGAAUCGAACGGCCGGCCGCAUUUCAACCGCAGCAGUUUGCCACCUGGUUUCCUCAUCGGAGUUGCCUCUUCUGCCUAUCAGUACGAAGGAGCGGCAUUUGAAGACGGCAAAGGACCUAGCAUUUGGGAUACUUUCGCUCAUAAUUCUUCGGAUAAAAUAGCUGAUAGGAGCAAUGGAGAUGUGGCCCUCGAUUUCUAUCACCGGUAUAAGGAUGAUAUUAAAUUGAUGAAAUAUUUAGGAGUUGAAAGCUUCAGGAUGUCGAUAUCUUGGCCAAGAAUAUUGCCUCGUGGAAAGCUAAGUGGGGGAGUGAACAAGAAAGGAAUAGCUUUUUACAACAAUGUUUUCAAUGAGCUCAUUGCAAAUGGUAUAACUCCAUUUGUUACGUUGUUUCAUUGGGACCUUCCCCAAGCAUUGGAGGAUGAGUAUAAAGGCUUCCUAAGCCCUCGUGUUAUCGAUGAUUAUAGAGAUUUUGCGGACAUUUGCUUCAAAGAAUUCGGUGAUCGCAUUAAGCAUUGGAUCACUUUCAAUGAGCCAUUCGUUUUUAUCAACGGAGGAUAUGAUGGCGGCUUGGUAGGAAAUUUAGCGCCCGGAAGAUGCACUUCUAGGGCUAAAUGCCGUCAAGGAAAUUCCGCGACCGAACCAUAUAUUGUUGGUCAUCAUAUACUCCUCAGUCAUGCCGUUGCCGUGGAACUAUACAAGAAGAAAUAUCAGGCAACUCAAAAGGGGAAAAUAGGAAUUACUCAAAUUAGCCAUUGGAUGGUGCCAAGUUCCAAAAACAAACUCGAUCAUGAAGCAGCUUAUCGUGCACUUGAUUUUAUGUACGGAUGGUUUAUGGAUCCAAUAGUCGACGGUGACUAUCCGAAAAUCAUGAGAUCUAUCGUCGGACAUCGUUUGCCUCAGUUUACAAAAUCUCAAAGUUCAAUGCUGAAAGGAUCAUUCGAUUUUAUUGGAUUGAAUUAUUAUACUGGAAAAUAUGCAUCUCCUAUUGUGAAUCAUAAUCAAGAUGUUAGCAGCACAACCGACAAUAUGGUCAAUCUUACUUCAAGUAUUAAUGGUGUGCCGAUCGGAGAGGCAACAGGAUCUCCAGCAUUUCUUGUGUAUCCCCAAGGACUAUAUGAACUUUUAGUUUAUACAAAGAAAAAAUACAACCACCCUGAAAUUUAUAUCACAGAAACUGGAAUGCCCGAUGCGAAAAAUGGCAAUGUGCAAACCAACGACACUCAAAGAGUGAAUUUUUAUGAUAGUCAUCUUCAGGCUGUUCAACGAUCUAUUCAGCAUGGUGCAAACGUAAAGGGCUUCUUUGCUUGGACAUUUCUCGAUUGUUUGGAAUGGGGUUCCGGCUUUACUAUCCGAUUCGGCCUUUGUUACGUGGAUUACAAAAAUGGACUUAAAAGAAUCCCCAAGGAAUCAGCUCUUUGGUUCAAGAAAUUUUUAGGAAAGAAUUAAAAAGAAUUUCGUGCAUUGCUUCGAUGUUUUUAGUCAUCACAUGAUUGAAUAAUAAUGAGUGUUGUUCUCAUUUCAUCGUAACUUUUUGAAAUAUAUACAUUUUUGUGUAAUGUAUAUUUGUUUUUAUUUUCAAAUAGAUAUUGUACUCACAAUACUUUCGAAUAAAAAGUACGAUGUAUCCAAUGAGAAUGUAAGAGAUGA
Messenger RNA from Andrographis paniculata, 1763 nucleotides. Its product is annotated as beta-glucosidase 12-like. The record is from RefSeq and is a predicted model, not a curated record. The coding region runs from base 21 to 1562 and encodes 513 amino acids. Lineage: Eukaryota; Viridiplantae; Streptophyta; Magnoliopsida; Lamiales; Acanthaceae. Gene Ontology annotation, molecular function: beta-glucosidase activity. Gene Ontology annotation, biological process: carbohydrate metabolic process. The transcript is spliced from 13 exons.